UGGCGCACAUGGGCUAUAAACUCGGGAGAAUGGAAGCUUCAAAUUAACAACCGGGGAAAAUUUAAUAAAAGGCCUGAUACUUUUUGUGCACACAUCAAGGAUAUUUACAGACGUAGAAUCCUCCUUUUUUUUGUUUCAGUGCCUGCGUUAGCUUUUGUUACCUUUUCUUUUUUUUUAAUGGGAUUGUCACUUGCAGAUCCCCCGUUUAACCUGCUGUUCGGGCGGGCUGAGUUGGACUUGGGAGAGAAUUGUUUUUAAUGUCAGUUUCUUCUUUCUGUACUGUACCAGUGGAUUCAUUCGUUUUAUGUAAACCUCCUGUUGCAUAAUGAUGCGCUGAGAGUGAAUUGGUUUUAAAUGCAAAGUGGAAUCUUGCGAGUCGGGUCAUCUGUGGAUUUUCAGGAAGAUCUCAGAUAGUGAUUAGAUUUGCCUUCCAAGUCAGUCCGGGACCUGGUGUUUUCUGAUUGCAAUUUGUUUCCAUGUUUUUAGGUCUGUGUGAUUUUGCUAAAAUGCAUCACCAACAGCGAAUGGCUGCCUUAGGGACAGACAAAGAACUCAGCGACUUACUGGAUUUCAGUGCGAUGCGAAACAGCGAUUUGAAAAUGUUCCCAACAUCAAUGAUGUUUUCUCCCCCAGUAAGCAGUGGAAAAAAUGGACCAACCUCCCUUGGAAGUGGACAUUUCACAGGCUCAAGCCUUGAAGAGAGAGCAGGCUCUGGUUCAUGGGGAAACGGAACUCGUCCCAGCCCAUCAAAGAAUUAUGUUGAUGGUUCUCAGUACAAUCACAUGGUGAAUAGGGACCUUGGGUCACAUGACAGCAUUUCCCCUCCAUACGUGAACUCCAGAAUAGCAGGCAAAACAGAUAGAGGGUCCUAUUCGUAUGGAAGAGAUUCUAACUUACAAGGUUGCCACCAGCCGAGCCUCCUGGGAGGAGAGAUGGGCUUGGGCAGUCCGGGGGCUAUUUCACCUACGAAGCCAGGCUCGCAGUAUUAUCAGCACUACUCCAGUAAUAAUCCGCGGCGGAGACCACUGCACAGCGACUCAAUGGAGGUCCAGACAAAGAAAGUCCGGAAAGUUCCCCCAGGUUUGCCAUCCUCAGUGUACGCCCCAUCUGCAAGCACUGCCGACUAUAACCGGGACUCACCAGGGUAUCCCUCCUCCAAGCCACCCAGCAGCAGCUUCCCCGGCACUUUCUUCAUGCCAGAUGGUCACCACAGUACUGAUCCAUGGAGUUCCUCCAGUGGAAUGAACCAGCCUGGCUACAGUGGAAUGCUGGGAAACUCAUCACAUGGCCCUCAGACCAGCGGCUACUGUGGUCUGCAUCCACACGACAGACUUAGUUACCCAUCACACUCCUCAGCAGACAUCAAUUCCAGUCUUCCUCCGAUGUCUAGUUUUCAUCGCAGCGGAGGAAAUCAUUACAGCGCCACCUCCUGUACGCCGCCCACAAAUGGAACAGACACCAUUAUGGCUAACAGGGCAGCAAGCGGAGCCGCGGGCAGCUCACAAACUGGCGAUGCGCUGGGAAAGGCUCUGGCAUCUAUCUACUCUCCAGAUCAUACCAACAACAGUUUCUCAUCAAAUCCUUCCACCCCUGUGGGAUCGCCCCCCUCACUCACAGCGGCAGGCACAGCUGUGUGGUCCAGGAAUGGAGGACAAGGGCCAUCGUCGCCAAACUAUGAAGCUCCACUGCACUCUUUGCAAAGCCGCAUUGAAGACCGUUUGGAGAGGCUGGACGAUGCGAUUCACGUGCUACGCAGUCAUGCCGUAGGGCCUUCCACAGGCAUGCCCAGUGGGCACAACGAGAUGCACAGCUUAAUAGGACCAUCACACAACGGUGCAAUGGGAGGUCUCGGCUCUGGAUACGGCACAGGGCUUCUCUCAGCCAACAGACAUUCAAUAAUGGUUGGAGCACACCGUGAGGAUGGAGUGGGGUUGCGGGGCAGUCACUCAAUUGUGCCUGUUUCCCAGCUCCCAGUACAGUCAGCAACAUCACCAGAUCUGAGCCAGCCACAGGAUCCAUACAGGGCCCUCUCCACGGGACUCCAGGGCCAGAGCACCUCUUCGGUGAGCUCCGAAAUCAAAUCCGAAGACGAGGGUGACGAAAACCUGCAGGACAGCAAGUCCCUGGAUGAGAAGAAGAUCGACGAGGACAAGAAGGACCUCAAGUCAAUUACUAGGUCAAGAUCUAGCAAUAACGACGACGAGGACCUGUCCCCGGAGCAGAAGGUCGAGCGGGAGAAGGAGAGGAGGAUGGCCAACAACGCCCGGGAGCGGCUGCGCGUGCGCGACAUCAACGAGGCCUUCAAGGAGCUGGGCCGCAUGGUGCAGCUGCACCUGAAGAGCGACAAGCCGCAGACCAAGCUGCUCAUCCUGCACCAGGCCGUGGCUGUCAUCCUCAGCCUGGAGCAACAAGUCCGGGAGAGGAACCUGAACCCCAAGGCAGCCUGUCUGAAGAGACGGGAGGAGGAGAAGGUUUCGUCCGACGGACCUCCGCUCUCCCUCGCAGGAGCACACCACAGCAUGGGGGACGCCUCCAAUCCCAUGGGACAAAUGUAAAAAGAAAACCAUAAAAUGGUCCAAGUUGCCGGAGUUCUUCAAAAUGAUGAGCGACCAGUUCCUUUGACAGCGUUAUCCUUAUCCCACCACUCAACCAACCAACACUUUUUCCCACCCCCUUCUUGUGUAUAGUAGAGAUGAACGAAAGUAGCUUAGAAACACAGACACAAGAGAUUUCUCAGCAUUCCCGAUUUCUAGAAAAAAAAAAAGAGGAAAAAAGUGCAACUUGAUGAACGACUCUCUAAACAUAUCAUUAGGAAUGUUCUAACAACGUUGCAAGCUGUUGAGUGCAGCCUUCAGACUGAAUGGCAAUCUUAUCCACACUGUGGAACAAUGCAGUUGUGCCUGAACUUCUUUUGGAAUAAAAAAAAAAACAGUAUAUAAUCAAUUUGUAGGUAUCGAGGGAAAAAAGGAGAAGAUAUUUAAUUUAAGAAAUUGUAAAACUUGCAAUAAUGAAAAAAGUGUACUUCUAAAUAGAAAAGAUAAAAACAAUUUGUUGGUGUUCUAGUUGGCUAGUGUUUCUAUAUACUGGAGAAGAAGGGAAAGCAUUGCUGCCCCUAUAGCUACUUAAACCAGCAAAUGUCCUGAUUAUGACUUUAGUGAUAUCAUUAGCCAUUCCUUUGCAUGGGAAGAGCAGAUGGAUCUUACGAGCACAGGGGAAGCAGUCGGUAGUGUACUGAAUGUUGUUUAUUUGCUGGGUCGUUGCUGUCUUGCUGUCAGAAAAGGGAAUGAACUUGGUUUGCAGGAUUUAGCAAGGUCGUUUUGAUUUGUCUGUUUUUUUCUUUCUUGAACGUUUGAGUCUAAAACCAGCUUUGUGGCAGAGUACAGUGUAGAAUCACAGUGUGGUUUUUUUCUCGACCAGUGAAAUGCCCAGAGUACCUUUUCCACAAGGCAACGCUGUACCCACGGUAUUGAGAGAGACAGCAGCUGUGGGGCCUAAGAGUCCAUCGUGUUGCUUUUAUAGUCUUACCCAGGUUCUGCCCCAGCCCUCUCUCCCCUGACCCACCCUCCUUAACCCCAGAGAUGCAAUGUUAACAUGCUACAGUUUUACCAAUGUGCCUUUUAGAGUUCAUAUCAUUAAGAGUAAGAGGAGGACAUUAUCUGAACUUUUUAGGAUGCAAGCUUAGGGAACUUGUUAGUCAUUAGGUCUAUGCAGUCAGGUUUUUUAUAACCUGGAAUUAAAAAAAAGUAUUUUUUGGAUAAACUGUAUUUAAUGUACUGUAUGCUUACAUGUAAUUUAGAAGGCGUGUUCCUGAACGACCCUGUUUUGAGUAAAUUACUCCCCAAGUUCCAAGCCCGUUUUCAUAGCGAGAGACACGUCUGUAACUGAGCGUUGUAUUAUAGCUAUAAGCUUUUAUGAGUAAAUGGCUUUUUCAAGAGCCGCUGUAGUCUUCAGUACAGUAUGUGGUUGUAUGUGUAGAACUGAUUUUAUUUUCUCGUUUUUUUAAAACAAAUCUGCGUCUCUAAUGGUUUCUUUGUUAAAACCCAACUGCGGAACGCUGAAGCAGAGACAACAGCAGUGUUCACGUGGUUUAACUUAUCCAAUCAACAUAGGCACUGAAACUGGAAAAUAUAUAUAAAUACAUAUACGGUAAAUAUGGAAGGUGCCAUUUCUAAAGGAGAAAGAGAUUUGGGAUUUGUGUGGUUUCAUUAAGAUGGGGUGAAACACACGAAAGCACCUCAGUGUAACCUUUCUAAAGACAUGGCUUGUGUUGCCCACUGAAGUGCCACAGAAGGAAGUGUUGACUCUCUGUGACAUCUCAUCAACUAGAGACCAUCAUCCACAAGACAAAAGGGACCGGAGUUCCAUCUGCUCUACUUAAUGCUAAUUAGCUGUUAAGGAAACACAGACAUUUGUAAAUUGUAUGCAACAAAUGCAAACUUACCAUUAUUUUGAAAUUGUGUAUGUAAAAGUUAUAUUUUUACAUGUAGACUCUUGUUAUUUUGUGUUUAGAAUACGUUGUAUCAGUUUUUGUUAAAAAACUUUGAAUUCAGUGUGUGUUGAAAAUGUGUCACAUUGAAAAUGUAGUGAGGUUCAAGCUUCAGAAUUUGUUUUUUUUAUUUUAUGUUUAUAUUUUGGGGAACAUUUUUUUUCUGAGGGGGGGGAACAGAGAACAAAAUAAGGUAUUUAAAAUUUUUGUCAUGCUCCAUGCUCAUCUACAUUGCCAUUUUAAUUGUAUUUGGAGAGAAGGAAAUGUGUAUAUAGUCAUCAGAAAUGGGAACAUGUGAAUUUUGCUUGGGGAGGACUGGUUAACACAAGAGAUGUGGAGGUGGAUCAGUUGCAUUAUAUCCAUUUCAUUUUAAUUGCUCACUGAAGUGCCAGCAUAAGUAAAAAAAACAGCAUUAAUAUAUUGUUAAGGCUGACAGCAAAUAUUUUUCCUGUUAUGAUGCGUGGCUGUCUUUGCGAAAAUGACCAAGUAUGUCCAGUACUUUUCUGGUAAUUCAUUUUCACAUUAUGAUUUUAAUUUCAUGUAAAAUGAAUUGGAACCAUUAGAGGCCUAAAUGCCUAUAAAUAAUUAAUGCAAAUCUAUUGUCUAUGACGAGUUUUAAUGAAGCUCAUUUUUCUUUUGCAAUAAAGGUUAUUGUUUUUCGCUGUAAUUAUCUCAUGUCAGAUGCAGGUCUUCAAAAGCUUUCUUGUCAGUUUUGUGCUCCCCAGUGCUCCUGGAAUGAGCAUUGAAGUAUGUAAGCAAAAGAACAGGUUCUAGUGUAAUGUGUCUGUAUUGCAACCCAGCAAGAGAUUGUUGGAGCCUAACCUACUUGUGCUUGAUGGACAAGUGUUUAGUCGAAUGCUUUCUUGGUAUGGCUUAAAGGGUGGGUGUCUGAUGAAUACAAGAUAAGGGCAUUUCUUUUAUUCGUUUGUUUUUACAUCGCGAGCCUAAGCUUGUAAAAAAAAAAAACCUUUUCAACUAUUGUUUAAAAGUCACUGACACGGCUGAGGAAUGAAGGGACAAGUAUUUUUCUGCAACUCCCUGUUAAACAGCUAAAGUUGUCUUAGCAGAAGCAAGUACUGAAUUUAUUUCUUAUGUUUAGAGCACUUAAGUAUAUGUAGAAGAGAUCCCUCUAUUUCAGUGCAAAGAAUAAAUGGGUGAGCUCAGAAAUAAUCUAUGUGUGUGAAAUAGAAAGGUUCCAAUUUGAUUUAUAGUUUUUGCUGUUGAGUUGUUCUCAUUAUAUUUUGUUUGGUUAUUUUGCUAACUAUGAACAAAACACAAGCUUGACCGCCCACCUCUAAGAGAUUUGUUUUCUGUGUAUAAUGUCCAAUAUUUGAUGCAUCAGAUACACAUACAAGCAACAAGUGACAGGUGAUAUUCACUUUGUAUCGUAUUCUAAAAGAGCACUAAACAUUUAACCACACAAGGGGGUGAAAAAACGCUUUUUAAUCACAAGGUUGAUAGCUGCUUAGCUGCUCAAACAACUCUUGUGCUGUAAGACCCAGGACUAAAGAAUAUGGUAUGUGUUUCAUAUUAAUGUAAUGCCAGUUUAACACUUAUUGCUGAAACUUGACAAGGUACAAAAGCAUAGUAACAUGACUUUACUCGAGCUAAGGCUACAUUUUCUGAACAGGGAUGAGAUCAAUAAUUUGUAUCCACUGCCAAUGUUGUCCUAACUUCAGUCAACGGCAGCCAUAUUGGUUGUGACACAGUUCUCAAAGCAGGAGAGGGCAACUGCAAAUGAACUGAUCCACCUCCACUUUUAAAAGAUAAAACACUCCUGACGUUUAAUUUAAAAAUAAAUAUUCUAAGUUUGGGAGAGGGGGGACUGAGGGUUCCAUUUGUCUUCAAUGUAGCUACAAUGAACACUAAGGCCUAUGAACUGUCAAAUCAAAAUUAAGGAUGCAAUUUUUACUGAUCCAGUCUUCCGUUUUGUUUCUUUUUUUUAUUGGAGUUUUUGUUUCCUUGCAUUUUUUAAAAUUGAGGGUGGGGGUGACGGAACCCCUGUUCUAUCUUUCAAGAGGCUAAACUGACAAUGAUGAAAAUGAGAAAGAAUAACUUUCUGUCACUGUUUGAAAUGAAUCUUGAACAAGCACAAAAUUGAUUCAAGUGGCUGACUGGAAAUGCUAAUAUAUAUGUAUAAAUUACAUAGAAUAAUAAAAUAAGCAGGAGGCACCAAGGCUUAUAGGCCAACUACUUCAAUUUGGGUAGACUUUUUGUUUUUCAUGCGUUUUUAAUUCAUCUUUGUGCAGUGCUGGUUUGACCAUGUUCAUUUCAGAGUAUUAUAGACAUAUGUAAUGGUGAAAAUAUAUGAACUGUGGCCUUUUCCAUUCUUCUUGUUACUUGUGAUGCAAUUAAGUGAAGAAAAAAAAUAAGCAGAGAGUUACCAUGUAUCAGUGCCUGGCUUUUUGUUAUAAAGCUUCCUUUGUCUUUGCUCUUUUGCUAUAAAAUAGACUAGUGCACCCUAUUACAAAAAAAGAAAAAAAAACAAAACUAAAAAUUAAAUAUAUUUGGCUUAUUUUUCGCAGGGGCAAUCCUUUUAUACCAGGAAUAUUGAAAAAAAAAGAAAAAAUGUCAGAUUCUGAAUAUUCCUCUUUGUAGAUUUUUGGAAUCAUUCGAAGUAAAAGUUUGUUACUUUAUUUUACUAUUUAAAGAUGUUAUUUUACCAUGUGUUACUGAGACGAAACUGUAUGGUGUUUUCAGUGAUCGACCGCAGACUGGAGUGUGCAGCUUCACGCGUACCUGCAGCAGUGAAAAAAUAAAAACAGUUACACUUUCUUUCCAAUGUGUGGCUGAGUGCCUCAACUUUUUUUCCAUGUUUUUUGGUGUAUUUUUAAAGUUUUUUAUUUUUAUUUUGUUUUUUUUAUUAUUAUUAUUAUUAUUUUGUUUUGUUGUAUUUUUAUUUUUGAUUAGUAGACGUGUCCAAACAGGUUGUGUGCUGGAGUUUCUCUUCAAACCAGCUCAUUGUAGGCCAUCGCCUGUUGUUUUUCAUCUGUAGUUAUUCAAUGAAGUCAUGUACAUGACCGUUCUGUAGCAAUAAAUGUGCCAUUUUUAUAACCUA
This is a messenger RNA of Lepisosteus oculatus (spotted gar), 7544 nucleotides long. It is a transcript of the gene tcf4, whose product is annotated as transcription factor 4. The record is from RefSeq and is a predicted model, not a curated record. Lineage: Eukaryota; Metazoa; Chordata; Actinopteri; Semionotiformes; Lepisosteidae. Gene Ontology annotation, biological process: regulation of transcription by RNA polymerase II. Gene Ontology annotation, molecular function: RNA polymerase II cis-regulatory region sequence-specific DNA binding; DNA-binding transcription factor activity, RNA polymerase II-specific; protein dimerization activity. Gene Ontology annotation, cellular component: chromatin; transcription regulator complex.